Messenger RNA from Charadrius vociferus (killdeer), 1599 nucleotides. It is a transcript of the gene VAT1L, whose product is annotated as vesicle amine transport 1-like. Lineage: Eukaryota; Metazoa; Chordata; Aves; Charadriiformes; Charadriidae. Gene Ontology annotation, molecular function: oxidoreductase activity; zinc ion binding. The transcript has 9 exons. The coding region runs from base 1 to 1110 and encodes 369 amino acids. The record is from RefSeq and is a predicted model, not a curated record.
AUGGGCAAGACCUGGGCACCUCAAGUGGAGAUUCAAGCCAUGAUUCCCACAAGAGAAAGUGGCCUCCAGUUGCGCCAGCGGAGCGGUUUGAACUUUAUUGAUUUGAUGGUGCGACAGGGGAAUAUCGACAACCCUCCUAAGACACCACUUGUUCCUGGGUUUGAAUGCUCUGGAAUUGUAGAAGCUCUUGGAGACAGCGUGAAAGGAUUUGAGAUUGGAGACAGAGUCAUGGCUUUUGUGAACUACAAUGCAUGGGCUGAAGUAGUAUGUACCCCAGUAGAAUUUGUCUACAAGAUCCCAGAUGACAUGAGUUUUUCUGAAGCUGCUGCGUUUCCCAUGAACUUUGUAACUGCCUACAUGAUGCUCUUUGAAGUUGCGAACCUAAGAGAAGGCAUGUCUGUGCUGGUACACUCGGCAGGAGGUGGGGUGGGUCAAGCUGUUGCUCAGCUCUGUUCAACUGUUCCCAAUGUUACUGUUUUUGGAACAGCUUCAUCUUUCAAACAUGAAGCAAUCAAAGACUCAGUAACUCACCUGUUUGACAGAAAUGCAGACUAUGUUCAAGAAGUAAAAAGAAUCUCGACAGAUGGAGUAGAUAUUGUUUUGGACUGUCUUUGUGGAGAAAAUACUGGGAAGGGGCUCAGUCUUCUCAAACCACUUGGAACUUACAUUUUAUAUGGUUCAUCUAACAUGGUUACUGGGGAGACAAAAAGCUUCUUCAGUUUUGCAAAAUCAUGGUGGCAGGUUGAGAAAGUAAAUCCCAUCAAGCUGUAUGAGGAGAACAAAGUCAUUGCUGGAUUUUCUCUGUUGAACCUACUUUUCAAACAGAAUCGAGGUGGCCUGGUCAAGGCUGUGAUGGACAAACUCCUCAAUCUAUAUACCAAUAAGAAGAUCAAGCCUGUGGUUGAUUCUUUAUGGGCUUUGGAAGAGGUGAAGGAGGCCAUGCAGAGAAUCCAUGACCGAGGAAAUAUAGGAAAGCUAAUCCUGGAUGUGGAGAAAGCCCCCACUCCCCUGAUGGCCAACGACAGCACAGAGACAAGUGAGGCUGGAGAAGAGGAAGAAGACCAUGAAGGGGACAAUGAGAAUAAAGAGCGCAUGCCAUUCAUCCAGUAACAGCCAGAGGUGGUGGAAGCAGAAAGAUUGAUGAAGUAGAAGGGAACAAGACUGGAAAAUCUAUUCUGUGCAUCAGUGAACAAAUGCUGUAGUACAGUGUGUGUUGUAUUUGUCUGCAGUCAGCUGAGCUAUGAGCUGUUGAUCAUUGUUGUUUUGAACUCAAGUGCCAUUCUCACCCAGUGCAGUAUUAUGACAUUCCUGUGUAAUACCCAGUUUCCCUGUAGGAGUCACAUGGAUUUUUCUUUUCCGGUUUAAAAGCCUUAUUAACUUACUGUGUAAUUUUAGAUGGGCAUCUUUCUCAAGCAAAUUCCAACAUUUUGCAUGAAGUUAUUUGGGGAGUUUGGGCUUUCUUUGCAAGUUGGAAACAGUAACAAAAAAAAUCCCCACUUGCUGUCUGGAAGAUUCUAGUAACUGGAGGAGGAUUUUAAGUUUGUGGAUUUUCAGUGUUAAAAUAGUUUUCCUUUUAUGAACCACAGAUAAAAGUUGCAA